UCAGUGUGCCAGGUGAGAUAUAAAAUAUAAUAUAAUUGAGUUAUUAUAGGGUAAAAUAUAGAAGUACUUCAUACAUGCAAUGAGGUUAGAGAAAUCUCUCUGUGGCGUUUCUGAAAAACGUAUUUAACUUUGAGAUUGAUUGCAUCACAAUUAAUAUAAAUUUAUUUUUGUAUAUUUCAUUUAUUAUUUGGGGAAAUAUUUCAGUUAUUUUCUUGUCUUUGAUUCACAAAUUGCCGAAUUGAAAUUUAUUAGAUCAUAUCACAGUAGUGUGGUUCGUCUCGAGUGAGUGUGUGUGGCUUGGGCAUCGUUCGAGCAACCGGCCGGUACACGUGUCUAUCAUGUAUCGACUUAUAAUCGAACAUUAUAAUAGAACGAUUCCAGGGAAAUUUCGAAUAAUUUUAAUAGUUCAUUACAGAAUGUCGAAUCCUACUUUCAAAAAUUAUAAGUAUCUACUCGUCCAUUUUAUUGAGGAAGGAGCUACUUUCGACAUUGCGGCUAAUCCCUGGGUCAAAUAUGACGAGAAGAAAAAACAAUUCUUGAGUUUGUUUCACGCUGGUGAUGAAUCCGAGCUGACAGAAUCAUUAUUGAGAACCUAUAAUGCUCCUCCCAAAAGAUGGAAAUAUUAUCCGGUCGACCUGAGAGCGGGUGCAGACACAUAUGAUAUUGCAUUGGAACGACUACAGAACUUGAAAGACCUUCCAUACGGCUUCUCAGAUCACGAGUACAGUCAACAAAAAAUUGAAGGAUUGAAAAAAAUGAUUAGAUUAAGAAAGACGAAUCACAAUCAUUAUGAGAUCAAAGACCUCUUUUCUCAGGCAGGUGGACCUCUAGAUGAUAAGGAUGAUGAUAGGAUUUCGAUGAAAGUCGGCCAGUUCACAGAAUUAAAAAAUUUAUAACAAUUUACUCAUUCCGAGU
This is a messenger RNA of Diachasmimorpha longicaudata, 915 nucleotides long. RefSeq lists its product as uncharacterized. The transcript has 2 exons. The record is from RefSeq and is a predicted model, not a curated record. NCBI's taxonomy places the organism in Eukaryota, Metazoa, Arthropoda, Insecta, Hymenoptera, Braconidae. Bases 339 to 896 code for a protein of 185 amino acids.